AAAGCAUUUAAGGAUUAAAAGAAGAAAACGAAGGAUUAAGAAGAGAAUGAAGAAACGUCAAGGUUAGAAAAGAACCCUAAUGAACCCCAAAGCGGGGGUUUGGCAAUUGGCAAUUGAUAGAGAAUUUGCAGAAGAAAAAGGAAGAAAGAGAAACGAAGAAAUGGAAAAAGAAGAAAAACUUGUAUAUCCGGAUACGCGCAUUUCCAAUUUGCAAGGUCUUCCUCACUUCAAACUCUCCCAACUUCCAGCUCUUUUCCUCUCUUUUUGUCUCUAUCUCUAGCUCUCUCUCAAUAAUCUUCUCUUUUCUUGUAGUUAUUUUCAUUGUUUUAACUGGAUCAUCACAUUUCUUCAUACCCCAUUUCAAUUUAAUUGCAUCAAUUUUCAGUUUCGUUUCCAUUUUUAAAAUACCCACCUCGUCACGAUUGUGUUUGGUCGCUUUCUGGGUAUAAAAUUGGAUUUCUAUGUGUUCUGGGUAUAAGAAUAUGAAGCUUACUGUUCGUGUAAUCGAGGCUCGGAAUUUACCAGCAACCGAUCUGAAUGGUUUGAGUGAUCCAUACGUCCGGUUGCAGCUGGGUAAGCAGAGGUUCAGAACCAAGGUGGUUAAGAAGACCCUAAAUCCAACUUGGGGUGAAGAGUUUAGUUUCCGGGUGGAUGAUCUUGAUGAGGAACUAAUUAUCUCUGUUUUGGAUGAAGAUAAGUAUUUCAAUGAUGAUUUUGUUGGACAGGUUAAGAUACCCAUUUCCCGGGCUUUUAAUUCUGAUAAUGGCUCGCUUGGAACUACUUGGCAUUCUAUUCAACCCAAAAACAAAAAGUCCAAGCAGAAGGUUUGUGGUGAAAUUCUUCUUGCAAUAUGUUUUUCUCAAACCAAUGCAUUUGUAGACUUCAAUUCCAAUGGUCACGUGUCUUACCCAAAGACUUCUAGUGAUGAAAUAAUGGGUUCACCACCAAGGUCUCAUAAUGGUAAAUCUAGCUCUCCAUCUCCAGUAAGGCAAAGAGAGAGUUCGCUGAAGGAACAUAGAUCUUCUCAACAGAAGACCUUUGCUGGUCGUAUUGCUCAAAUUUUUUAUAAAAAUGUAGAUUCUUCUUCGUCCAUUUCUUUUCGAGCUACUGAGUUGUCAGAUAUAUCUGAAAUCCCUCCGUCUGAAAAUUUGGAAGUCAAUUCAGAAGAUCAAUCCUCUAUGGCCACGUUUGAAGAAGCAAUAAAAGUAUUGGAGUCCAAAGAUCAAGAAACUGAAACCCCAUCGAAUUUUCCAGGAAUAAUGGUCGAUCAAUUGUAUGCCAUUGCACCCUCUGACCUCAAUUCUCUACUCUUUUCAUCAGAUUCAAGUUUUCUACAAUCUUUGGCUGACCUUCAGGGAACUACAGAACUGCAACUUGGAAAGUGGAAAUUUGACAAUGGUGGUGAAAGCUUAAAUAGAACAGUAUCAUAUCUUAAGGCUCCAACAAAACUAAUCAAAGCUGUCAAAGCAUUUGAGGAACAAACGUACCUAAAAGCUGAUGGAAAUGUUUAUGCAGUUCUAUCUAUUGUAAGCACUCCAGAUGUAAUGUAUGGGAACACAUUCAAAGUAGAGAUACUUUACUGCAUAACACCAGGUCCUGAGCUUCCGUCAGAAGAGAAAUCUUCACGACUGGUAAUUUCAUGGCGAAUGAAUUUUCUGCAGAGCACUAUGAUGAAAGGAAUGAUUGAGAAUGGAGCCAGGCAAGGUAUAAAGGACAAUUUUGACCAGUAUGCUAGUUUGUUAUCUCAGACUGUUCCUCCAGUUGAUCAAAAGACUAUUGGAUCAAAUAAGGAACAGGCUUUGGCAUCGUUGGAGGCACCGCCACCGCAGUCGACCUUUAAACUUGCUGUACAAUAUUUUGCUAAUUGUACUGUUCUGUUCACUACUUUUAUGGCUUUGUACGUGCUCGUACACAUUUGGCUGGCCGCACCUAGCGCAAUUCAGGGCCUUGAAUUUGUAGGGCUUGACCUACCUGAUUCAAUAGGUGAAUUCAUUGUGUGUGGUGUCCUAGUUCUGCAGGGCGAACGUGUUUUGGGGCUGAUUUCACGCUUCAUGCGAGCCAGACUGCAAAACGGGAGUGAUCAUGGAGUCAAAGCACAGGGAGAUGGAUGGUUGCUUACUGUUGCUCUGAUUGAAGGGUGUAGUUUAGCAGCAGUUGAUUCAAGUGGGUUAUCUGACCCAUAUGUGGUGUUUACAUGUAAUGGGAAAACUAAAAACAGCUCAAUCAAGUUCCAAAAAUCUGAUCCUCAGUGGAAUGAAAUUUUUGAAUUUGAUGCAAUGAAUGAACCUCCUUCUGUGUUGGGUGUUGAAGUUUAUGAUUUUGAUGGGCCUUUUGAUGAGGCUACAUCUUUGGGGUAUGCUGAGAUUAAUUUCCUCAGGACCAGUAUAUCAGAUUUGGCUGACAUAUGGGUACCCCUUCAGGGGAAGUUGGCUCAAACAUGCCAAUCAAAAUUGCAUUUGAGAAUUUUCUUGGAUAAUACAAGAGGCAGCAAUGUAAAUAUUGCUAAAGAGUAUUUAAGUAAAAUGGAAAAAGAGGUUGGGAAAAAGAUCAAUCUGCGUUCUCCUCAGUCAAAUUCAGCCUUUCAGAAACUAUUUGGGCUUCCAGCUGAAGAAUUUCUUAUUAAUGACUUUACCUGUCAUUUGAAGCGAAAGAUGCCGAUUCAGGGGCGCAUCUUUCUGUCAGCUAGAGUCAUAGGUUUCCAUGCAAAUAUAUUUGGGCACAAGACCAAAUUCUUUUUCUUGUGGGAAGACAUUGAGGAUAUUCAAGUUGCUCCUCCUACUCUUUCAUCAAUGGCCAGUCCAAUUAUUGUUAUAACUCUCCGAGCAGGUAGAGGCUUGGAUGCAAGGAGUGGUGCAAAGACACUAGAUGAGGAAGGCAGGCUGAAGUUCCAUUUCCAUUCCUUUGUAUCGUUUGGUGUAGCACAUAGGACUAUCAUGGCUCUAUGGAAGGCUAGAUCUUUGAGUCCGGAGCAAAAAGUGCGAAUAGUUGAAGAAGAAUCUGAAGCUAAAUGCUGCUUACAAACUGAAGAGAGCGGAUCAUUUUUGGGUCCCAGUGAAGUCAGUAUGACUGAGGUUCUCUCAUCCACUCUUUCUGUUCCUACCAACUUUGCUAUGGAGCUAUUCAAUGGGGCUGAGUUAGAGCGCAAAGUUAUGGAGAAAGCUGGUUGUCUUAAUUAUUCAUUUACUCCAUGGGAAUCAGAGAAGGAGAAUGUUUAUGAAAGGCAAAUAUAUUAUAUCUUUGACAAGCGUAUCUCCCACUACAGAGUGGAAGUGACAAGUACACAACAAAGACACUCACUUCCCAAUAAAAAUGGUUGGCUCGUUGAAGAGGUCUUGACACUUCAUGGAGUUCCCCUUGGCGACUAUUUCAAUGUUCACCUUAGAUAUCAAAUUGAGGAUCUACCUUCUAAGUUGAAGGGAUGUAGCGUAGUAGUAUCCUUUGGAAUGGCCUGGCAGAAAAGCACCAAGCAUCAGAAAAGGAUGACAAAGAACAUCCUAAAAAAUCUACAAGAUCGUUUGAAAGUGACUUUUGGACUCGUUGAGAAUGAAUCUGCAACAAGAUAGUGCUGGAUGUAAUGUAUUGCUAUCUAUACAUGUACGAUUUAUACAUGCGUAGGGGAGCUGGUGCGUCGAUGACGGGUUUGAUAUUCUGCUAUUUUCCGCAAACAUCUAGCUGAUUCAAGCUUGAUUGGCAAACGCGACUGUAUCAUUGUCUUGUUUUGUAUUGAAAGCUAUAAUUUGCUUGCCUCCAUACUUUUGCUUGUUCAGAAGGGUGGAAAAAUGAUUGAACAGAGUUUGAGGUGAAAGCUUAAAGUUUGAUGGAAUGGAGCUUGAUUUGACCUUUGGAAACCUGGUUUUCGAUCUCGAUAAGCUUGAAGUGAAGUUGGUGCUACGUCUGCAUAGAGUUGCUUCCUUGAAAUUCAGAAGCCGCUCUCCAUGGGAGAAUUAGAUAGGUAAUUCAGAUGAAUUAAUAGUCCAGUCAUGGGCAAAGUCACAUUCUUUGUUCAGUAUAGUUUAUACUCAUAGGAGGUUCAUUAGUUUAUAUGUAUAGGUCGUUUGUAAAUUCAUUGCUAGGCAGGACCUACUAGCAGAUGUCCAAAUCAUCAUGUAGAAAAGUCUCGCGUUCAUUUGACGGUGCGUGACUCGUGAGACAGAAUGCUGGUCCGAUUUGUAUAAACUAAACUAUGUGACCUAACCAUAUAAUAUUAGUUCCAUUUUUUGAUUCAUAAA
Molecule: messenger RNA, 4229 nt
Organism: Benincasa hispida (wax gourd)
Lineage: Eukaryota; Viridiplantae; Streptophyta; Magnoliopsida; Cucurbitales; Cucurbitaceae
Source: RefSeq, a predicted model, not a curated record